Molecule: messenger RNA, 300 nt
Organism: Gregarina niphandrodes
Lineage: Eukaryota; Apicomplexa; Conoidasida; Eugregarinorida; Gregarinidae
Product: 3' exoribonuclease family domain 1 protein
Exons: 1
Coding region: 1-300 (99 amino acids)
Source: RefSeq, a predicted model, not a curated record
AUGGGUGUUGUUCCGACUGAGUUCGGCAGUGCGCGGGUAAGUAACGGUGAAGCGGACGUGAUAGUGGGUGUGAAGGCGGACCUGGUACCGCCGCGUUUGGCAGCACCAAGUCAUGGCGAGGUGUUUGUGAACGUGUCCUUUGCGGCGCCGGCGGCGGCAGAGAAGCGUCUGGUCGAGUUGGGAGAGUCGCACUCAGCCUGUGGGUUACGGUUAGGUUCUUUGCUUGCACAAUAUUGCUUCGGCGAACUGGUCUUCCCCCGUACACUGCUGUGUGUAAAAACGAAGACGAAGAGUUCGUAA